AUGCUGCUGUACAACCCAACGUCCAAACGAUGCCGCAUGUACAAGUCGUUCGUCAACACAGGAGGAACAGAGGACACGGGCUGGCAGUACUAUGCAGCUGAAUGCAGCCAGGUUCGCUUGGAGAAUGCCUUGACGCUGUCAGUUGUAAACCAGACUGUGGACGUUGCCUGUCGAAGUGGGUUCACCUACCUGCUGUCUCCUCCAUUACCCUGCCCUCUUGGCACUGAAGUCCUUGACAUAGGAAAGUGUGCUCAGACACUUUGGACUGAUCAGGCGAAUCCAUUUUUUGCUGAUCUGCCUGGACCGUUAUCCACUGGGGCGGAGAUAAGAGUGAGAGGUUCUGGUGAUGGAGGGAGCAAUACAGAUAUUCACGUACGAGGGACUGAGGCUGGAAACACUGUGUUCCUUCUGUCCAUCCGCUGGUCAAGACCUGACGCAAUCUUCAACACGCAAUCGUCUGGCUCCUGGGGGUCUGAACUUGGGCCAUCCGGCUUCAUCUUUUCUCCAAACGUGGUGUUUGAUGUCCUCGUGCGAAUAACAACAACCCAGUUCCUGAUUUUCAUCGAUGGCAACAACUUCUAUGAAGCCCCAAUACGGAUUUCUGUGCAGGAGGCCGCGAAACUUUACAUCAAAUUCAGCCGCCUUGAGUCUGUGGAAGUGAAGUACCCGUGACAUCAUUUGUUUUCUUGAUUAUAUUUUGCCAUUGCAUUACCCAGACUGUUAAAUCUGAUAUGGUGUGUUCUGUACUCGCCUACAUACAGCGUGUUCAGCUUGACCUGAGCUACUCUACAUAUGCAUGACCCAGGAGGUCAAAUGGCAUAAACGGCAGGUGGAGUUAACCUCAUUAAAUAGGGGAGCAGAGAAUGUUAAACGGCGACCUUGUCUCGGCUGUUCGAACAUGUUGACAAUCAACUGACAGAGGUGCAACCCUUCACAAUAAUAGACCCAACCAGUUGUGACACGGUCACGUAACGCAUUAGUAUUCACUUGAUCAGGUCAAGCUGAACAAGCUGUACCAAUUCGCCUUCUGUCUUAGAACAUUUUAUGGUCUGUUAACUGUUGAUUACGCAAUGAUGAACUUGUGUCACUCCUAUGAUGUAAAAGUGGACUCUCCUAGUUGAGUGAGUGAGUGAGUGAAUUAUAAUUUAAAGUCACAUCGGCAGUAUUUCAGCCAUAUCGUGACUAAGAAAGUUAUAAAUUUAUAAACGAAU
Messenger RNA from Haliotis rubra (blacklip abalone), 1211 nucleotides. RefSeq names its product galectin-4-like. The transcript has 5 exons. Bases 1 to 672 code for a protein of 223 amino acids. Gene Ontology annotation, molecular function: carbohydrate binding. NCBI's taxonomy places the organism in Eukaryota, Metazoa, Mollusca, Gastropoda, Lepetellida, Haliotidae. The record is from RefSeq and is a predicted model, not a curated record.